Messenger RNA from Emericellopsis cladophorae, 423 nucleotides. Its product is annotated as chromosomal organization and DNA repair protein Mms21. Lineage: Eukaryota; Fungi; Ascomycota; Sordariomycetes; Hypocreales; Bionectriaceae. Gene Ontology annotation, molecular function: zinc ion binding. The record is from RefSeq and is a predicted model, not a curated record. Bases 1 to 423 code for a protein of 140 amino acids. The transcript is spliced from 2 exons.
AUGUCGCGCCUGUCCGCGGCGCAGGGACCUUUUCAUAUUGUAUCUUUGGUAUCGUUUGGUCGAGUAUACCCCGUGGGCUAUUGGCAACCGCAUUACCACCUCGUCCAUAUCGAGAAUGUUAAUCUGCAGCACCUCGGGGUCGUAUUCGUCGGCGGGAACAAGCCUGCUGGUUCAACACCCGGCGCAACCCCGUCGUGGCGGGCGGUGGCAAGGAUAUACCUGAGCAGCGACGGCGAUGAGGACAAGGACGAGAAUAUUGCCUUGGAGAAGGAUGUUGUCAGCCUCAUCUGUCCGUUGAAGCAGCAGGUCAUGCCCGAGUCGUCCAGCAACCGCUGGUGCAAGCACACCUUCGAGAAGGAGUCGAUCCAGUGCCUGGAGAUUGAUGACGCUAAAAACGUCAUCUCGAACACGAGCGGUUCCUGA